This is a messenger RNA of Symbiodinium necroappetens, 437 nucleotides long. Lineage: Eukaryota; Dinophyceae; Suessiales; Symbiodiniaceae. The record is from the annotation of a GenBank genome assembly.
AUGAGCGUGGACAGAGUCGUUGCGCCAAGGGGGAAUCGGGUGUGCAAGGGCGAAGGCCAGCUUUUCGCUGCAGUUCUUUUUCUGGAUAUUGAUGGAGUGCUACACCCCGUCGAUGCGGAGGAAGAUGAGUUCUUUGGUGGACCGCAGAUGGAGCAGCUGCAUCGCAUUGUCGAAGCCUCCGGCGCACAGGUGGUGCUGUCCUCCACAUGGCGCCUGUCGCCGGUGCACAUGCGCCAGGCGACAGAGCGCCUUGAAGCCGUAUCGAUGCUCCUCAAGCCGCAGGGUAAGACUCCGAACCUCCAGCAUCAUGGGCGGGCAGCAGAGAUUCGAGCAUGGCUGGAUGAUCAUCCAUGCGAGAGAUGGGUCGCAAUCGAUGAUCUGCCACUUGACGAGGAGCUGCCGGCGGAACACGUCGUCCGCACAGAGCCUUUCCGCGG